AUGCUUCGGGCAGCCGCGAGGAUUCCACCGGAGCUUUCUGUGCCCGUCCUUGCCGCGGUGGCGUUGGCCUUGCGUCAGCAGAAGGCGCAGGAGGCGUCUCCAGCGCCUGCUUUCGCUGUUGCCACCCCAGAGGACCUCGAAGAGGUGACGGAGGCGCCGCCGCCCCGCUGGCGUUCGCUCCGUGCUUGCCGGGACCAGGGCAUACAGGCGGGAGAUCCUUGGAUCGAGCUUGCAGACGAAGGACCACCACCGCAGCAGGAGCCGACUCCGGCUCCUCCGCCGACAGAUACCAAGGCCGAGGACACAGAGGAGGAGGGGGAUGCGCCGAUGCCAGUCGCAGAGCACAGGUUCCUCGACAUCGACCCGCCUGUGGAUGCCGCGGCCUCCGGAAUGGCGGCCUUGAGGAAAAUCUUUGAGGAGGCAGCGGCCCUGUCUGACUGGCAGCCUCGGGCAUCCGAAGAGCAGGCGACGAAGGCGAAGAUCGUGGAGGAAGUCGCCCAGCUCAUCGGCCAACUGGAGAGUUCGGUUCUGGAUGUGCUCCUGGAAGACAGCUCCGAGGGCCUUUCAGAGACAGCACCGGAGCUGGAGCCAAGCUUUCAUGGCUUCACUGCCGCAGACAUGGAUAAGAAAUUCCAGGUGAGCUUAGUCGGGCUAAGUGCAGAGCACACCUUGAAAGAGAUCCUGGCCACGCUGCAGAGUACGUACUCCGGCUCCGUCGGGAUCGAGUACAUGCAUAUCGGAGAUCUCCAGAAGAUUGAUUGGAUCCGACAGCGGGUGGAAGAUCCAAACUUCAUUCCCUCUGACAAAAACAAGCUCCUGAAGGUGUACAAGGAGCUCUUGAAAGUCGACACCUUCGAAAUGUUCCUGAACACACAGUACAAGACAACAAAACGCUUCGGCGUCGAUGGCGGCGAAGCUGCAGUGGCUGGCGUCAAUGCCGCCAUCGAGAAGGCUGCGACGCUGGGCAUGUCCGAGUGCGUCAUCGGCAUGCCACAUCGUGGCCGGCUCAAUGUCCUCACCAACGUGGUGCGCAAGCCUUUGGUGCAGAUGUUCGCAGAGUUUAAGGGCACCCAUUACGACUUCGAAAGGAUCGUGGAGAAGAGCGAUGAGGACGACUGGCUCUUCGCCGGCGAUGUGAAGUACCACCUUGGCACCUCACAGGUCUUCAGCUUCGAAGGGGGCAAGACGAUCACGGCCACCCUCGAGGCCAACCCCUCCCACUUGGAGACCGUCAACACCGUCACGCUCGGUCGUGCUCGAGCAAAACAGUACUACUUAGGCAACACGGCAGAGUCUCGAACUCGAGUUCUUCCCAUCCUCUUCCAUGGCGAUGCAUCCUUCGCCGGUCAGGGCGUCGUCUAUGAGACCAUGCAGCUGGCCCACGUGCAGGAGUUUGACGUGGGUGGCACCAUCCACGUCAUCAUCAACAACCAGGUGGGCUUCACCACGGACCCUGUGGAUGACCGGUCCACCUUGUACACCUCUGACCUCGGCACUUCAGUCAAAUUCAAAUUCGAGAGUUGGAGAAUCAUCCCCGUCCGAAGUCCUGCAUUCCAGUCACGGGGUUCUUCGUCCCAAGACAGCAGCAAAGCAUUCGGUGUCCGUGUGUUUCACUUAUUCCAGCAGUGGCAGUUGCAUGUGGGCUUGUACGGGAUGGAGCUGAUGCUCAGGGUGGCUUUGGAGGUCUUGCGAAAGCAGGACAAGAAGUUUUCCGGGCUCUUUUGCGUCAGACAAUGGUUCGAGCCUGUGCUUUGCAACUGA
Molecule: messenger RNA, 1761 nt
Organism: Symbiodinium sp. CCMP2592
Lineage: Eukaryota; Dinophyceae; Suessiales; Symbiodiniaceae
Source: the annotation of a GenBank genome assembly